Mauremys mutica (yellowpond turtle) is the source of this 1385-nucleotide messenger RNA. It is a transcript of the gene TPMT, whose product is annotated as thiopurine S-methyltransferase. Lineage: Eukaryota; Metazoa; Chordata; Testudines; Geoemydidae. The record is from RefSeq and is a predicted model, not a curated record. The transcript has 9 exons. Bases 383 to 1129 code for a protein of 248 amino acids. Gene Ontology annotation, molecular function: thiopurine S-methyltransferase activity.
GGGGGGCGCUGGUGGCCUGUCUGGCUCCGCAGCCUGGCCCUGCUUACAGAAAAGCGUCACUCUGUGGGGUUCCCUUGGGUGCUCUGCAGCCUCCAUCGCCCUGGCACUGGCUGUCCCCUGGCGUGCUCCUGUUCUGCUGUUAAAGCCUCCAUGUACCGACAAGCCCUGAUCCUGCAAACGCUUGAGCGGCUGCUCUAUUUUAGACAGGAGAGUAAAUUUCCUGUCCUUGCCGUCCAUCAUGGCACUGUUUGGGCUUUAAAUUAAGCAUGAACAUGUUUACAGCACCGGGGACCAGGAUCAGGACUUCUGUGCAUGGUACAAAAUAUUGGUUGGGGAAUAUAUAUUUUUACCCUCUACACAGAAAACAUAAGUAUACAAGACCAUGGAAAGUUUUACAGAUGUACCAAGAAUAAAAGAAAGCUCUGAUAUUGGGCAACAACAGGACAGAGUGGUGACUGAAGAGGAAUGGCUGCAGAAAUGGAAAGUGAGACAAAUUGGAUUUCAUAAGGAACAAGGACAUCCGAUUUUAAGGAAGUACCUGGAUGUUCUUCUUAAUGGCAGGAGUGGACUCAGGAUAUUUUUUCCACUUUGUGGCAAAGCAGUAGAAAUGAAAUGGUUAGCUGACAUGGGACACUAUGUAGUUGGUGUGGAACUCAGCGAAUGUGCAGUGAAGGAAUUUUUCACAGAACACGAUCUUUCUUAUUCUGAAGAAACAAUCCCAGGGAUUUCUGGAGCCAAAGUUUUUAAGAGUACCUCUGGGAACAUUUCUCUGUACUGUUGCAGUAUCUAUGAUUUGUCCAGCACAAUUGUUGGCAGGUUUGAUGGGAUUUGGGACAGAGGAUCUCUAGUAGCCAUUAACCCAUGUGAUAGAGAACACUAUGCCGAUUUGAUGUUGUCUCUAAUGGAGAGAAGCUGUUGUUAUCUCUUGGUUACUGUUUUAUAUGAUUCAAAUAAACAUAAAGGUCCACCAUUUUAUGUUCCUGAUGCUGAAAUUAAAAGUUUAUUUGGAAAAGUCUGUGAAAUUAAGUGUCUUGAGAAGGUCGAUGACUUCUCGGAUCAGCACAGAGCCUGGGGACUAGAUUAUUUUCUGGAGGUAACAUAUCUGCUUACCUUAAAGUCUGUUCCUUGAUGAAACGAGAGACAAAAUUUAUUAGCAAGGUGGGAAGAAUUAUAUUGAUCUCACUUGGAAAUGAGCUGGAUAUUUGGGAAUUCUGAAACACCUCAGGGUAUGAAAACUGGGUUAUGGAACAUCUUUGUCUUUUGAAGACUUUAUGAUUUCAAAGUCAAUUACACUGUACAGCUGAUUUGACUUACAGUAUCUGUAUUUUAAGAUGUGUAGCACUUAACCACAUUGAAACUCUUUAUAAACAAUCAUUUUAACUUUG